UUAUCUUCUUUUUUUAAAUCCUCUGUACACGCUGGUUGGCCUCCUGUUGGCCGCAGUGGUGGUUUGAAUUGAUAUACCUUUAACCUCCUACAUCACCCGUCAGGUCUUGUAUUCCCCCAAGUAGUCACUUUUUAUGAACUCCGCUCCGACACCUUGGACACCACCAGUCGUAGCUCAUAAACUCUUCAGGCCCCAGUGCUCAAAAGUGGUACCUUAAGACACCCCCCGUUUGCAAACAAUGCAGAAAAGUCACAAUGCACAAUAAAAUGGCCGGCGACACCAUUCCAUUAUGCAGGAUGCAGCAUUCUUGCGCCUUCUUAUUUAAAUGAGAGCAGCCACGGUGGUAACACACGCACACACACACACACACACACACACACACACUGUGAGGACCCCCAAGCGCCGGCUCAUUCUCGCCCCCCCCCCCCCCCCCCAUCCCAUACAAGGAAAAACGCAUAAUUUCCAACGCAAAUGAAGAAACGCGCCGAAACACACGCCGGGCGCCCCCCCCUGGUGCUUCAUAUUUCACGCCGCUGCAGCCAAACACCGUUAGUGCAGCCACGGCGGAGAGAGAGAGAGGGGGGGAUGGGGAUAGAGAGAAUAAAUAGCAUCUGGAAUGUGGCGGAGGGCGGACAGCAAACGCUAAGCUGCAUAUAGGUGUCACCACAAUUUUCAUAGCCCAACAAAUCAACACACAGCGGCCGCUCCACAGAUCCGCUGUACUUAUACCAGCCGCCCACCAGCCUCCUCUUCCCAACUUCCCCCCCUUGGCAAUUGUAUCUGACAAUAGGAAUGCCCCGAGGGCCCCAUAAACGGUGACCGUGUAAGGUGCAUUGCAUUCAUAAACACUGUCAAAUGUGACGAAGAAUGGCAACAGUUCUAACGCCUCCCCUUUGGACGGUGUCUCUCGGUACUGGAAUCCCGCCAAGACCCGCCGCUUUGCAUACCCGGUUUGGCGGAAAAUAGCUUUUGAAAAAGCAUUUGACCUCUCUCUCUCUCCCCCCUGGAGUGCACAAUUGUCUACGAGCGUUCCCUUGCGAGGUUCUAAAAUAUUAUUCUAAACACGUCACAAAUCAAGCAAACCGUACCACUCAUACAACACUAUUUUGCAACAAUUCCUCCUCCCUUUGGGCAUCCCGUACCCUCCUUUGGGCAUCCUUUUUUUUCUAUAUUUUGCACGACACGGGUGGUCCCCGGGACCCCACUUUAGGGGCGCGCGCAAACCACUCAACCUUUGUGCAGGUGUCGAAGAAUAAGCGGUGCAGCGGUAACACCGACCGAACUCAAAGAUCGUACAGCUGCAACGAACUGAUGCGGAGCGGCAAAUGGCUUCACAGCAGCUCAAAAGCGGCGCGUGGGAGUACCAACGGGCGAUGUAUUGCUUGCGCUUACUUCACAACCGGGGGCGGGAGAGUUGUUUGUAAACACACAGCAAAGUGUGCACACGGUGGGGGGCGUCAUCAUGCUCAUGAGCGAAGAUGAUGCACUAUAAUGUAACAAUCAAAAGAACGGGCCAAGACACCGCCGCCGUUUGUGAGCGCGCGAAAGUGAGAUCGCAAUCGCAAUCCGGAAGUCAAGCUGGGGUGCAACCCCAAGUUGCAUCUGAGGUGCAGUAUUGUGUCGAUACAUGUCGGAGUCGAUGGGUUGGUUUGUGGGCUGUGAGAUUCAACCGUCGGUAUUAUAUCUAGACGAUCUUAUGCCGCUCUUAUUAUGUUGUGCGGCAGGGUAUCCCCCCCCCCCAACCACUAAGCUUUCCCUUUCGUUUGCGGUGGCGCGUUCGAUGCGUUGAUCGGGGCGCGGGUGUGUGUGCACAUGUGCAGAUGAAUUAUGAUCGGCUCUAUUCUACUUUACAUGAUCUUUUUUCUUGCGCUGUUGCGCCACAGCCGAGUUUCCCAGCGAAUGUACGGCGCGCGCGCGACUUCACAGCCAUCGUAAACACACACACAGUGAAGGGGCAUCCAAUUUUAAGGAAGUCCGGACCGAUUGCUUCACAUCACCUGGAUGAUGAUGGCAUCCAGGCGAGUAGGUCGUAAAAAUAGUGAUCUCCGAUUACAUCAACAAUAAAGCCAGCAAGCGAGCAGAACAGCUUUGGUGCCGCGGGAAACGAUGGGAAGUUUGUGCAACCUUUCUCCGAUCAGUUUCUUCCCUGUAUGUUUUUUUUUUUUCACUAUUAAAUAUUUAGUGUUUGAUUUUGAAACUGCAGAACAAACGCAAACCUGAUAUCGAAACCAUCAACAGCAGAGCUUGCGCACAACGCAGGUGAUGUUGCGUUUCCCGCUUAUCACGGCGAGAAGCGAGAGAUGCAGACGGCAACCCGGUGUAUCGUGGUUGAUAAAUUAUCAUCUUAUUUUUGUACGAAUCCAAAAAAAAAACCGCUCACCGCGCGAUACGUAAAAACGGAACGGCGCAGCGAGAAACGGUUUGAUCAUUGCCCUAACACGCAAAGAUAGCCUAGCGCCCAGUGUAUGUGUGUGUGUGUUUGUGUGGCAACUCACAUCGAAAACAUAUCAUUAACAGCCGGUAACCACGGUGACCACGACCCGCGAAUAUGGUGGCAUACGAAAAUAGCCAACCCAGCAGCAGACGGCAGCAACACCACCAUACCAGCAAGCCGGUCGGUGUGUUGUCGGUCUAUUUCUUCACCUCCUCCGCCGCCACAAACGCAAACCCUGUGCCACACACAGUUACCAGCAGCGCGCUGCAAAGAUUAAGAUACGCGUGGUCAGCAGCACCACCAGCUGGGAACGUGAGAGAGCCCGCGCGCGCGACCACGUUCAAGGUGUACCACUAAUUUUCAGUCGACUCCGAAACACGGUGGCUUACGGGUGGUGCGUGUGUGUAUGUGUGUGUGUGUGUGUGUGUGUGCGUGUGACUCUAUUCAAAAGAAAGGCAAAGGUGUCGCAAAGUGACGGAUCUCCUCUACCGCAAAGGGAGUGUUGUUGGGCCAAGCCGAUUAAGUUCCCGCAGUAAAGUUCGUCAACUAUGUCUCACCGAUUCUUCCCAACAUUCCACAGCGAGCGAAUUAUGCGAGUUUAGUGCAGUGUUUCGUGCAAUUCAUUCCCCUUUUUAAUGUGUAACCCAAGUGCGUUGACAACAGUGCGCCAGACCGAAGAGCGAACGAUUGUUGGAAAUACGAGAUACUACACAGUGACACAGUAGUGAGCGCUGGCUCGAGAUCGUUCAGAUACUAUCGUGUGAUUUGUGCGUUUUCCGAAACAAAAACAAAACCCCGCCAACAUGUAUCCUCCGAUACUAGUGUUAGUGCUAGCGUUAGUGUUCCUCUCCCGCCAAACUGCCGCCCUGGAGCUGCAGGACAAUGAUCCAGGCCGGGAAGAAAGUGACAGUUAUUCUAGUCCCUACGGUAGCCCAGUCACCAGUUCCCUACUGCCGUACGAUAGCAGCACCGGUGGCGGAGGGCACGAGUCGGCAACGCUUGGCGCCGACACCGCCGUUGUGUCCUCUUCCGACGUACUGCCACCGGGUGGUCUGCUGGACAGCGUCUACUAUCAACAUCACAACAGCGCCGUGGACCACCAGUACGGUAGCGGCGAGGAGGAUCCCCGUGCCAUCUACCCCGAUAGCUUUAACAGCUCCGAGCUGAGUGGAGCGGACGAGCAGUACCUGACUACCGGUAGCUCCCUGCUGCCCGAUUACGGUUCCAGCGAGCGUAACGACAGUGCGGAAGCGUCACCGCUGGCAACCGUCGACGACCACGAGGCACGGGCCAGCGUUCCGCAGGCAUUCGUGAGCGAUCAGGAGGAGGAUCAGCCGCGGGAUGAGCAGGUCGGUGAGUCAUCGGAGGAUCACCACCUACACCGGACGGCGCCGGUGCAUCAUCAUUCGCGCGAGGAGCCCACGCUAAGCAGCAGAGCGCUGGAGCACCAUCUGCAUCAGAAUUUACCGCCCGAAACGACCAACCAUCUGUACGGCGGGUCCGGCGACACCAACAGUGGCGUUAACGACAGUGCCGAGCAUCACUUCACGUCGCCAGUCGGGCUGGAAAACAACGUGGAGGACACGCAGGAGGAUGACGUACUGCAGCUGGCCACUACAACGACAAUGCCGGCGCCACCGGUGCCGGGAGCGCUGGGCAGCAGUUCGAGCCCGGACCUGGACGGAGGUGUUGUUGUUGAUCAUCCCGCGGGCGGUCUGCAUCCGUUGCGACCCACGAAACCGGUUCCGUCCACACACCCGACCGGCGGUGGCUUUGACGAGAGCAAACUGUCCAAGCCGGAGCUGCUGGCACAGCUGAUCGCGGACAAGAACCUGCGGAUGCCGAUCGCCUUCCUCGUCGACACGUCGAACGAUUCGCUCGCCUUCACCAAGAAGGUGCUGGAGGCGUCGCUGGUGCCGAAGACCCCGCUCGAUGCAAUCCUGAUGCGCUACAAUGCCAGCGGCAUAUCCAAAUCGGUUACCUUCCGCAACACCAAGUCACUGAUGGAGGCGGUAAACCUGCUGCAGCCCAGCUUUGACCGGGGCGGCAGCGAGUACUACAGCAUUCUGCGCACCUCGCAGGAGAUACCGUACGAUAGUGCUAUCUUCUUGGCCACCAGCAGGGCGACUACCGACGCGCAGCUUUCCCGCAUGACCGCACUCACCCUGCUCAAGAAGCGGAUUCGGCUGUACGUGAUCUGGUUCGGCGAGGAGAUCCUGGACACCAAGCAGCAGCUGGACCAACCGACGACAAACCAGACGGCACUGCACGAGCUGGCACACAAAACGGGCGGCCGUGUGAUACACUUCGAGAUCGACCGGUACUUUGGCGGCCAUCCGGUGCUGACGACCCUGCUCUCCCAGCACGAUCUGCACGGCACACAAUCGAUCCCGGUCAGCGUCGGCGAGGAUGUGAACAGUCUGUACUUCAAGCUGCACGGUCACCUCGACCAGGCCACGCUGGAAACGCCCAACGGAUCGUUGAUCGAUUUACUGCGCGACAGUAGUAGAACGAGCGCAAAACCGCAACGCAACGGUGCGACGGACUCGGCGAGCCGGAACGAAGCUCCCGUCAUGCUGUACCACCUUAACCAGACCGAGCCGGGCACCUACCGGCUUAAUGUGUCGUCCACCUCCAGCCCAUUGGAGCAUUCGUACAACGUGACGAUAAAGUCUGCACAACUCUAUUGGGACGGCGGCAUCGACACUUACGACGUCGGACCCGGGCCAGCAACGGUGCCGGAAGGGUGGGAAACCGAGGAGGCAGUCGAUUUGCUGAGCAAUAAUGUUGCCGGCGAGACGGACCGCACGCUGUACGCUGGUGGAAGCUCAAAGCUACCACGAUCAAGCGGCGAUGAGCACCGGUUUGCGCGCCAAACCGAGCUAACGGACGAGGACAGUGGCAUCAUCAGUGGUCGCGCCUCGAUCCAAGCCAUCACCAAGGUGGAUGUCGGCGUGAACUCGCAGCUGAUCGGAGCACGCGGACAAGCGCUCCAGCUGUACUUCGAAGUUACCAACUAUCGCCAAACGCCGAUAACGUACUUUUUCCGCGUCACGGACGAGCUGGCCUUCCUGCGCUCACUAAACCCUGGGCAAGUAACGCUAAACCCGGGCCAAUCGAUCAUCGUAACGGUGGCACUCAUCGUAACACCGACGGCCGAAAUCGGUUCCCGCGACAAGGUAACCUUCUCGACGACCGGCGUCGAUACGGUGUCCCAGUCCGCCUGGGUAACCGUGUCCGAUUCGGCCGGGCUGGCCGACACUACGCGCCCCUCGCUCUGGUACACCUACUCGAGCCGGUGCGAGGGCCGCUCGACACCGGCCACCUGUACCGGGGCGUUCUGGACGCUCGAGGUAAUGGCACGCGACUACGAGACGGGCCUGAUGCGCAUCUCCUCCAGCCCGGCCGGCCUGCUCUACAAAACGCCCUUCACUGCCGGCACGCGGGACGAGGUGCGGGCCAGCUAUACCGCGUCCUGCUGCCAGCCACGCGUCACCGUCACGGCGUACGAUGUGAGCCGAAACGUGCGCAGCCUCAAUCUGGACGUGACGGACAUUUGGCUAAACGAGGCGGGCAUUGCGGCGGUCGUGCUCGGGGUGCUGCUGUUCAUCGCGCUGAUCAUACUGCUGGUGCUGCUCAUACGGUACUGCAUUCGCAAGCGCAAGCAAUCGCAGGAGCUGCCGAUCUACAGGGGCGGCGAACCGAUCGGCAGUCGUCGUACCAAGUGAACGUAAUCGUAGCCUUAAGAAACUGCAUUCCAUACCGUAAGUUGCCCUCGCUUUAGUACGUAAAACAGUAAUCGCUAACGCUUACUGUGCGUAAGCAUUAUGUUUAAUCAUCAAAAGGGAGACAGAGAUACCAAAUGUUACCUCCGUUGUGAGCAUGAAAUAAAUAAUAUAAAUCAUUUACAAACAA
Molecule: messenger RNA, 6349 nt
Organism: Anopheles gambiae (African malaria mosquito)
Lineage: Eukaryota; Metazoa; Arthropoda; Insecta; Diptera; Culicidae
Exons: 9
Coding region: 3238-6162 (974 amino acids)
Source: RefSeq, a predicted model, not a curated record